Molecule: messenger RNA, 960 nt
Organism: Miscanthus lutarioriparius
Lineage: Eukaryota; Viridiplantae; Streptophyta; Magnoliopsida; Poales; Poaceae
Source: the annotation of a GenBank genome assembly
AUGGCAACACCUGGCGAGCAGGCCCUCGACGAAGCCAUCUCCUUCUCCAGGCGUCACCUUGCGUCCAUGAAAGGCAGGCUCCCGUCGCCACUGGAAGAGCAAGUGUCCCGUGCCCUCGACAUCCCUCUCGCACGCCUGCCAAAGCGGCUGGAGACGAUGCACUACGUCGUAGAGUAUGGCAAAGAAGAGGGGCACGACGCCGUGCUCUUGGAGCUCGCGAGGCUGGACUUUGACUUGCUCGGGUUUCUUCACCUCAGGGAGCUAAAGGACCUGUCAUUGUGGUGGAAGGAUCUCUGUGGCAAUGUGAAACUAAACUACGAAGAAUACUCUCGUGCGCGAAUGCUGUUUGCCAAGACAUUCGGGUUGCUGUCCUUGAUGGAUGACACGUACGAUGUGUAUGCUACAUUAGAGGAAUGCCAUAUACUCAACGAUGCUAUACAGAGAUGGGAUGAAACCACUGCUUCCAUUCUUCCAGAGUACAUGAAAAUGUUCUACAUCAAUCUUGUGAGGAACUUUCAAGAGUUUGAGCAUAGUUUGCAGCCAAAUGAGAAGUACCGCGUAUCCUAUGCAAAGCAAGCGUUUAAACUGUCAUCAAAGUACUAUCUGGACGAGGCCAAAUGGUGCAGUGAGAAAUACGCGCCGAGCUUCAAAGAGCACAUGGAGGUGUCUGUCAUGUCGUCAGGCUUCCCAACACUAGCCGUGGUGCUGCUUAUGGGUGCAGGUGACAUGGCGACCAGGGAGGCGUUCCAGUGGGCGAUCGGCGUCCCGGACGUGGUCACCGCCAGUGGAGAGGUCGCUCGUUUCCUCAACGACAUCGCUUCGUACAAGAAGGGGAAGAACAAGAAGGACUUGGCAAGCUCCGUGGAAUGCUACGCCAAGGAGCAUGGCACGUCAGGGGAGGAGGCAACCUUCAUUAUCUGCUACAUGACUUUUUUAGACAUAACUGGGAGUUAUGAAUGA